Fraxinus pennsylvanica is the source of this 558-nucleotide messenger RNA. NCBI's taxonomy places the organism in Eukaryota, Viridiplantae, Streptophyta, Magnoliopsida, Lamiales, Oleaceae. The record is from the annotation of a GenBank genome assembly.
AUGGCUAUGGCUGAGGGCAGUAGCAGUAGCACCAGCACCACUGCUAUCAACAGAGACGAAUCAUCAUCUUCGCCAAUAACCAAAAUAGCCCAAGAUCACAUUUUCUCGAUUUUGCUCCUCCUACCCAUUGAAUCGAUUGUUUGUUUUGCCAUGACUUGCAGGAAAUUGAAGUUUUUGGCAUAUUCUGAUUCUCUAUGGGAAUCUGUGUGCAGGAGAGAUUGGGGUAAUUCCGCAAUUGAUGCACUGAAAGCAUCAAGUUCUGUGCAGGGAAUUCAUUGGAAGAAGUUGUACCAGCAGGUUUACCAGUUGGACUCUGUUUGUUGCCAUAAACUAUUGGUUGAAACCCCAGAUGGUGAUGAGAUUUUUCCGGGCCCUAGAGCUUCUCAUUCCCUCAAUUUUGUGAAUGGAUGCCUUGUUCUGUUUGGUGGGGGAUGUGAAGGAGAUGAAUUAGAUGUAUCAAGGUCAUAUGCAUCCCCUGCAAGAUGGUGUCCUGAUGUGGCAAGCCCAUCAGCUGAGGAGCAUGUUUUUGAUUCUAUCUUUGAAGUGUCUCUCAUCUAG